This is a messenger RNA of Postia placenta MAD-698-R-SB12, 1833 nucleotides long. RefSeq lists its product as hypothetical. Lineage: Eukaryota; Fungi; Basidiomycota; Agaricomycetes; Polyporales; Adustoporiaceae. The coding region runs from base 1 to 1833 and encodes 610 amino acids. Gene Ontology annotation, molecular function: protein binding. The transcript has 5 exons. The record is from RefSeq and is a predicted model, not a curated record.
AUGCAGCCUGGCCGACCCAUUGCUCUUGAUGCGCAAGACCACACCACCUCAGGCUCAGACGAAAGCUCAAGAUUGUCCUCGCGUGAACAUGUCGCCACCCUCCUGGGUAUCCCAAGCGAGAUCUUCCUGCAUAUCAUCUCAUACUUGAGUGCGGCCGACGUCCUAGCAGUCCGUCAGACUUGCAUCAGAGCAAACCACCUCACGCGCGACAGACUGCUCUGGCUUGAUCUCUUGCACACCACUAAUGGUCAACUUCCUCUGCCAUCAGCCGUCGCUCGCGACCCCAAUGCGACUGCUCGUGAUUUGUCCAGCACCGAAAUAGAACGUCUUGUACUUUCUUACCAUUGCGUUGAGCGUACUUGGCUCCGUCGGCGAGUGUCUUCAGUAACCCUUGAGCCUCGGCCAAAAGGCAGUGUCGACCUAGAAUUCGACAGCCACACUGAUGGCUCGAGGACCAUUCUAGCUCUCGAUGUUUUCCUCGACCGAUUUCUUCUUUGUGUCUAUCAUGAACGUCUUAUCGAAGUGUGGGACCUCCUGCCCAAUAAUGUCCUACAUACACUCGGAAAGUCAGCAAAUGCAACCGAAUCAAGACCAUUGCUCUGCGCAAGCAAGCCCGUGCUCGGGACCGGUUUGUUUACUUCAUGUUGUGCAUGCUUGGAUGGCUCUCAACGUGUUGUCCAUGUCGCGGUGACUUCUCAUGAUGGAAGUACCUUCCUUCGUGUAGGGAUGCCACAUGAGAAAGACCUGGGGACAGUACCACAAAUCAACAUCCGUAUCUCGCCUGCACUUCAGUUGCCCAAUCUGACGAUGCUAGUUCGGGCUAUCUGCCCGACUUCGAAAUUCGCAUUUUUAUCGUAUUCGAAUGUGUGUACCCUUGCGAGUCAAGAAUUGCAGGUACUAUACAAGCUGGACAUCCCGGAGCGUGACGAAGAUGAAGUGCAAUGGAAUGGGGUUAUUGCGGCUAGAUUCAUUACCGAAUAUCAUAUUCUCUGCGUCAGGACGCGCUCGGUGGAAUUAUACACGCUCCCAACGAACUACAAAGUCAAUGGGUCGUCUGCUCCUCCUGCUGAGGUUGUACGCCUUCCUGCACAAGCAGUGACCCACGAUUUCCCUCGCACAACCUUCCGCGGUGCAUCCGUCUCGGAGCCUCAACGAUCUCUAAAUCCAUCGCAACGUCUACAUUCCUCUGAAUCACCGUCUGAGGCCGACAUCAUUCGCACCACGGUAUCCUUCCUUGCAUACGAUGUGCUCCGCGGGCUCUUCCACUACCGCGUAUCCCUACUCCUCCCCGUACCCACCCCCGGUGGCGGCAUAUUCCAAGACCCUCCGCCGCCACACAUGACUGUCCAUCUACUCGCUGCUCGCCAUAUGGCGCUACCCUACAAUCCAUCCACCGUGAACAUCGGGUCAGGCGUUCGUGUCCCUAGGAGUGGGUUGACGCCAGGCUCUCGCGGGUUUGUCUCGGCAUGUACCCUUGGACCGCGGGGCAUGCGUGGUAUCUGGGUCGAGCGCCGCAGAGGAAGCGUCCAGCGAGGCGUGCUAGGGUUCAAGUCUUCCCCGGAUGUGGCGCUGUCAUUUGGCGGCCGCCCGAGCGAGCAGGAUGAGACCGUCAGCGACACUCAAGCGUCUACCAGUGAAAACGAAGGGACUGGUGAGGGAACGGAGGAGGAAUUGAAUUGGUGGGAGGAUCCUGGCGAGCGCACCCUUCGCGGUGAGACGAUUUACGAAGUGUUUUCGCCUGACCUACGAGACGAUAUCACACAUUGUGCGUUCUCCGAGGCAACAGGAAGAGUCAUCCUGGGUACGCGUCACGGAGAACUUCAACUGCUAUGA